AUGAUUGAUUCUCUCAAUUGGGAGUUAUCUGGUAUUCGGUCGAGUUCAGGCCCGGGGGGUUCUCAUGAGAUGGAGAAAGCAAUUCUUAUGAAGCUUGAGGUGGCCUGGAAGUUGGAGGAAGCAUUUUGGAAGCAAAGAUCUCGUAUCAACUGGCUCUUAGAAGGUGAUAUAAACACUAAGUUCUUCCACCUUUCCACCAUAUACAGACGCAGCAGAAAUAGAGUAAGCAACAUUUGCUUGGACAAUGGCAAUUGGAUAAAUGGGGACAAUCAGAUUAAUGAGGCAUUUACGCAAUUUUAUAAUCAGCUCUACACAACUAAUGGUCCGAGGGAUUGGAAUGAGUCCCUUAGUGCUGUUACUGGUCAGAUUUCUAGCGAGCAGAAUGCAGGCCUCCAAAGCCCUUUCACCUCAGAGGAGGUUUUCUUAACUGUCAAGCAGCUUGGCAAUCUUAAGGUGCCAGGACCAGAUGGCUUCCCAGGAUUGGUCAUGAAGAUGGUCACAUCGGUAUCAUUCUCAGUCGUUAUCAAUGGGAGUCAAGGUAGCUCGUUUAGUCCCUCCAGAGGUCUAAGGCAAGGAGAUCCACUCUCUCCUUACCUCUUUUUGUUGAUUGGGGAAGUUCUCUCUCGACAUAUCUCGGCAGAUGAGGCCGAUGAAAUUGAGCCCUACAUGCCCGGGUUUUCUCACUUGAUGUUUGCGGAUGACACAAUCUUGUUCACUAAGGCCACGACUGAUGAUUGUAGAGCACUGAAAAAGAUUCUUGACACGGAGCGGGUUGGACAAAAUCUAGAGGGAUUGAGAGCUAAUGUCUUAUCUCAAGCUGGUAGAGAAGUCUUGAUCAAGACCAAGGUGCAUUGGAAGAAUUGGAAUACUCUCUGCAAAAACAAGCUUGAUGGUGGUAUGGGGUUUAAGAAUCUGCAAGCUUACAACAAGACACUUCUUGGUAAACAAUGUUGGCGUCUGGCUCAGAAUCCAAAUGCGUUGUGGUGCAUAAUUUUGAAAGCAAGAUAUUUUCCUCCUUCCAGCUUCUUAAGGGCAAAAAAAGGUUCCAAACCUUCAUGGAUUUUGAAUUCUCUUCUUGUAGGAAGAGAAACUAUUGACAAGAAUGCAAUGUGGAGAGUUGGUAAUGGCAAGAGCAUCGAGGCGAGUGAUAUUCAGGCCAUCAAAGCUAUGCCAAUAGGUGGUGAAAGGGAUAAUGAUGUGUUUUUGUGGCCAAAAAGCAAAAAGGGCUCCUUCUCUGAGCAGAAAAUGAUGCUUGAUAAUUCUAAGGCCUCAUCUUCUCACUCCAUCAACACACAGGAGGAAUCCGUGGAGCAUAGUUUAUUGCUAUGCCCUUGGACUUCUAAUGUCUAUGAUCAUGGAGAUAAUUUCAUGAUGAUUUAUUUUCAUCUUCUUGAAAUUUGGAACCAAAGAUGCAUCGCUGUUAUGAGAAAGGUGGUGCCAAAUCCGAUAGCAACAAUCUGCAACAUUAAGAGGAAUUUUACAAGUUGGACUAAGGCUCAUGAAAGCAGAGAGGGACAUUCGAGUGAAAUUAGGCUCAUUACUGAUGCUAGCAAGAAUUGGAGGCCACACUCACCCCUUUUUUUGGUAAAACUAAAUGUUGAUGCUGCUUGGAAGAAUGGUAUUAGUAAUAGUGGGAUGGAGAUUAUAAUUAGAGGUCAAAGUGGUGAGUCAAUUAUUGGUGCUAACCUUCUUAGCUCUCACAAUUCGGUGGUGGAGGCUGAAGCUGAGGCUGUGGUCAGAGGCCUUCAAUUGGCUGUCCAUGCUAAGUUGUCUUCAAUUGUGGUGGAUGGUUAUUGUCUUGAGGUAUGGAUGCUUUAA
Argentina anserina (silverweed cinquefoil) is the source of this 1818-nucleotide messenger RNA. RefSeq lists its product as uncharacterized. NCBI's taxonomy places the organism in Eukaryota, Viridiplantae, Streptophyta, Magnoliopsida, Rosales, Rosaceae. Gene Ontology annotation, molecular function: RNA-DNA hybrid ribonuclease activity; nucleic acid binding. The coding region runs from base 1 to 1818 and encodes 605 amino acids. The record is from RefSeq and is a predicted model, not a curated record. The transcript is spliced from 7 exons.